Molecule: messenger RNA, 1098 nt
Organism: Colias croceus (clouded yellow)
Lineage: Eukaryota; Metazoa; Arthropoda; Insecta; Lepidoptera; Pieridae
Exons: 6
Coding region: 99-791 (230 amino acids)
Source: RefSeq, a predicted model, not a curated record
CUUUAACCAAUAUAAGAGGCAAACAGAAAUGAGAUAGAGCUUUUAAGUCUUAGUUGGGAAUUGAUAUUGACAUAUGGAUGCUUGAGCUUCUUUAGAAGAUGUCUGAUCAAGAGAAAAAAAGUGGCAGUGGUGGUGGUUCCCCCGCUGUGAUAGUAGAUCAAACGCCUAACAAUCGUCUCAAGGCUCCAUACCGUCCUACAGAUCUUCAAGAUGAUACUGAACCUCAUCAUAAACAUAUAAGGGCUCCGGCAGUUCAAUCUGUUGCUGAAGAGUUGAAAAUUCUAACUCAAGGUAGUACCGCUAGUGAAAUAUCGGAAGAUAAAGAACAUAAAGAUUAUAAGCGUGUGAUACCUCCAGAUAUGAACAAGCAAAACGUUGCAAAAAAGCUAUCUUCAAGUCCCAAAAAACGGAAUUCUUCACCCGAAUCAAUUGUUUUAGCACCUAUGGAAGUCGACACGAAGAAGGGUUCAAUCACACCGCCCACACAACCAAUACCACAAGAUGUGGAAACCAUUUCUGAAGCGGAGUUUACAACUGAAAAAGAAGCAGCUCAGAAAGAAGAUACUGAUAGCAUUACGGAGGAAAUUUCUGAGGGUCGGACUGUUGAACCCACGAAGAAACAUUCAAAUUGGUCAGACGAUGACGAAGAAGCAGGCGGGCUGCCGCGCAGUGAAUCGCGGGCGUCGCGCGUCUCUCGCGUCGUGCGUCAGUUUUUCUGUUGCGGUGUACCCUACGAAGCUCCGUCCGAAGAAAAUAUAUCAUCCGGCCGAGCUUUCGGUCAAGGAAUAUAGAACUUCACCCAAUGACACUACGUCUGCGAUGCUCUCGCGUACUCUAAUGUCACAUUAGCUGGCCAUUUUCGAUUGCUAGUACCUCUACAACAGAACAAACUAAGAACUUGUUAAGCUUAUUGUGGCGUGUUUCCAUCUAUGUAUUCUCGAUGUAUCCUGGAAUCUAGAAAUAAACAAGUAGGGUUGGCACGGGGACAACAAUCGGGGAUGGCCAGCUAAAAAUAUUGAAAAAAUAUUAACUUGUGAGUACCUAUACUUAGCUUGGUGUGUACAUAAAAUUACUAAUAAAAGUGUUAUUUUAUUUGUU